This is a messenger RNA of Coffea eugenioides, 1880 nucleotides long. Its product is annotated as probable GTP-binding protein OBGM, mitochondrial. The coding region runs from base 223 to 1755 and encodes 510 amino acids. The record is from RefSeq and is a predicted model, not a curated record. NCBI's taxonomy places the organism in Eukaryota, Viridiplantae, Streptophyta, Magnoliopsida, Gentianales, Rubiaceae. The transcript is spliced from 5 exons. Gene Ontology annotation, cellular component: mitochondrion. Gene Ontology annotation, molecular function: magnesium ion binding; GTP binding; GTPase activity.
AUAAAGAUAACUUAGAUUUUAAGUAAACAGGCAUUGGAAGAGCUGAGACAUUGAAUACGGCUCAACCACAAAUAGAGCUCUUCGUGAAGCAGAGUCUUCUUGGAGAGUUCGCUUCAGGAGAUUCAAUGAUUUAAUGCACUCCAGGUGCGAGACGUAUAACAUUUUUCUUGUCUGCACGUGGCUGUAGAACCUCAGAGAAUUUCAGGACACUGAGGCGUUGAGAUGUGGUUACGUGGUCGGAAACCCCUUGAAUAUCUGGAUAUUGUGGGAAGGUUUUCUAGAUCAUCAAGCAUUUUGCAGAUGCGCUUUUCAUCUGAUAUUCCUUGCAAAAAAUCAAAGCUUGCCCCUUUGCAGGAGCGCAAGAUGAUUGACCGGUUUAGGCUCUGGGCUAAAGGGGGUGACGGGGGCAAUGGUUGUACCAGCUUCCAUCGAAGCCGGCAUGAUCGGCGUGGUAAACCUGAUGGUGGAAAUGGAGGAAGAGGUGGUGAUGUAAUAUUAGAAUGUUCGCCUUCAUUUUGGGACUUCAGCGGUCUGCAACAUCAUGUUAAUGCAAGAAGAGGUGGUCACGGUGCUUCAAAAAAUAUGAUAGGUAGCAGAGGCAGUGACAAGGUUGUCCAAGUGCCUGUUGGUACCGUAAUACAUCUUAUGGAGGGAGAAAUUCCUUCUGCAGUGGAGAAAAGCUUUUCUGAACCUUUGGACCCCUGGGAAAUUCCUGGUUCACUGGAUGUGGAGUCCGUAGAAUCGAUCAGUAGGAGUGAUGUCAAAUCAUCUUCUUGUGUACGAACUGACAUUGGAGUAUCUGCUGCAGAAGAGCAAGCAGAAGUAAUAUAUGCUUCAUCUCCUCCUCAAGUCACACCUUCCAGCAAUAAAGAAGCUACUAAGUCCUGGAGGGAAGAAAGCUGUAGCGCAGGAGAAGGUCGAGACAAUGAUGAUGCUAUGUCUGAAGUAGAAUCCGAAGAAGAAUUGAAGGCAGCAGCAGAUAUCCAGUAUAAUGUUGCUGAAUUGACAGAACCAGGAGAACGAAUAAUUGUUGCUCGUGGAGGUGAUGGUGGCUUAGGCAAUGUGUCUUCUUCAAGAGUUCCUAGGAAGACGCCAAAGCAUGAGGCAUACAACGACGAAGAUCAUGCAUCUGCCAGUGUGGGCCUGCCUGGUUCUGAGGUGGUUCUUUUAUUGGAGCUGAAGAGUAUUGCUGAUGUUGGCUUUGUAGGGAUGCCAAAUGCGGGUAAAAGUACUCUUCUUGGAGCAAUUUCAAGGGCUAAACCUGCAGUCGGACAUUAUGCAUUCACAACAUUGAGGCCUAACUUAGGAAAUCUGAAUUAUGAGGAUCUUUCUAUCACAGUGGCUGAUAUUCCAGGAAUUAUUAGAGGAGCCCAUGAAAAUCGUGGGCUUGGGCAUGCUUUUCUUCGUCACAUAGAACGUACAAAAGUACUGGCUUAUGUUCUCGACUUAUCUGCUGCACUGGAUGGUAGAAAAGGUAUUCCACCCUGGGAACAGCUCAAGGAUCUAAUUUUGGAGCUUGAGUUUUAUCGUCAGGGUUUGUCCAAUCGGCCAUCCUUGAUAGUAGCAAAUAAAAUUGAUGAAGCAGGGGCUGAAGAAGUUUAUGAAGAACUGAAAAAUAGAGCGCCUGGAGUUCCUAUAUUUCCAGUUUGUGCUGUUCUCGAGGAAGGAGUACCAGAACUAAAAGAUGGUCUCAGGAUGCUUGUAAACGGAGGAGAGUCAUGUAAACUGAAGUUGGAUGACAUUGUAAUUGACUAAAUUGUAGAGAUUCAUGUUACUGCUGUUGAAUGAAAAAACUUGUGAUCAUCUUUUACGUGAGUAAAAAUGCAAGUAGUUGUUCCUUUUGACGUAGUAAAUUUCCUAGACAUAGUGAUGCCUAGUAC